AUGGAUAAGCAUGGCGUGAAGGCCCCCUUGUGGAAGAAGGAACUGGAGGAGCCCGGGACCGAGGAGGGGGAACAGGAGAACGCAGAGCAGGAGGUGGAGGACGAGGAUCAGGACGAGGAGAGGCCGCGCGAGGAGAGCGCGGGCGGGGACGCGGAGCAGCGCCCGGAGACGGAGGGGGACGAGGGCGGACGCUCGGUGAGCUACAGCCCCCUGCGCCAGGAGUCCAGCACCCAGCAGGUGGCGCCGCUGCGGCGCGCAGACAGCAGCUUCUGGGCCUGGCUCAGCCCCUUCGCGCUGCUGGGCGGCCUGACUGCGCCCGCCGACAGGAAGCGGAUCCUCCCGGAGGAGCCGUGCGUGCUGGAGACCCGGCGGCGACCACCGCGUGGUGGGGUCUGUGCGCGCUGCGAGAUCCUUUUCUGCAAAAAAUGCAAGAUCCUGCACAGCCACCCGGCUUAUGUGGCGCACUGCGUUCUGGAUCACCCGGAUCUGGGUCCUUCUGGUCCAGUGGACAGGGGCAACGCCUAGAGAAAAGGACCUCCGAGUUCCUUCAUCCCUCCGAGAAACUUGCCCUCUUUCCGUGAAAUCAUUCAAUAAAGC
This is a messenger RNA of Otolemur garnettii (small-eared galago), 597 nucleotides long. It is a transcript of the gene PGBDF, whose product is annotated as chromosome unknown C17orf50 homolog. The transcript has 4 exons. Lineage: Eukaryota; Metazoa; Chordata; Mammalia; Primates; Galagidae. Bases 1 to 525 code for a protein of 174 amino acids. The record is from RefSeq and is a predicted model, not a curated record.